Molecule: messenger RNA, 255 nt
Organism: Cladophialophora yegresii CBS 114405
Lineage: Eukaryota; Fungi; Ascomycota; Eurotiomycetes; Chaetothyriales; Herpotrichiellaceae
Exons: 1
Coding region: 1-255 (84 amino acids)
Source: RefSeq, a predicted model, not a curated record
AUGUCGAGCCCGACUCACAACUUCCUAACCCUCAUUCCUGCCACACACCGUGUCGCUACCAUGUCACCCUUCACAUCUCCGAUUGAUGGUCCCGCCAUCGACGAAUCACUAGUCCCGGCAUUGCAGAAGACCCGUCGAUCCAGCUCCACCACUUCCACGGGGUCCGCCUCCUCCGUCGAAAACCCUACUCUCGCUUCCAACAUAGUCGAGUCUCCCGAGGUCGUCGCGCAUAAGUUCCUGAAGCUGGGCAACUAG